Gracilinanus agilis (Agile Gracile Mouse Opossum) is the source of this 1464-nucleotide messenger RNA. It is a transcript of the gene EGR4, whose product is annotated as early growth response 4. The coding region runs from base 1 to 1464 and encodes 487 amino acids. NCBI's taxonomy places the organism in Eukaryota, Metazoa, Chordata, Mammalia, Didelphimorphia, Didelphidae. Gene Ontology annotation, molecular function: RNA polymerase II cis-regulatory region sequence-specific DNA binding; DNA-binding transcription factor activity, RNA polymerase II-specific. Gene Ontology annotation, biological process: regulation of transcription by RNA polymerase II. The transcript is spliced from 2 exons. The record is from RefSeq and is a predicted model, not a curated record.
AUGCUGAACAUGAGCGAAUUCUGCCCAGAAGCGCUUUUCGCCAAGUACCCUGAGGGAUGUAUUGAGACCAGCCAGGAGACUUUGCGACCAGGGAGAGACCCCUCCCUCGCUGGCUUUCCGGGAGGUGAUUUCCUGAGCUCUGCUCUGAGUGGCGCCUGCGAUACCUCAGAUUAUUUCUUUCUAGAGGGUCCCUCUUCCUCACCCCAACCGGGCCUCAGCUACACUGGCAGCUUCUUCAUCCAGGCCAUCCCGGAGCACCCACACGACCAGGAGGCCCUGUUCAAUCUCAUGUCGGGAAUCCUUGGCCUGGCUCCUUUCCCUGGACCCGACGGGGCGGUCCCUCGGGCCCCGCUGGACACCCUGUAUGCUACCAGUCCUGACACCUCACUGCCUGGGCCCUUGGACCUUUUCCCUGCUGACCUGGGCUCCACCACCUCCUUUCCGGAGACACCCUGGGAGACCUCGCCGACUGCGGGCACCUCCCCGCAGUGUCUCUACGAACCCCAGCCGUCCCCACCCGACGUCAAGCCAAGCCUCCGAGCCCCUCCCGUGUCGCCUGACCUGGACGCCGCCCCGGCCUUCAAAGCCCCUUACGGGCCUUGGGACCUCUUGUCGGCUGGCGCCCCGAGUUAUUUGCCCCAGGGAAGCUACCAGCCUAGUCCCGAGGCUGGCUUCCCCCCACUUGGCUCCAAGAUCGAAGACCUACUGCAAAUCAGCUGUCCCGCGGACCUGCCAGGUCCAGCCAACAGAAUCUACGCAGGCACCUAUGAUGCCUUCUCCCUGUCCAGCUCCAGUCAGCUGCCCUCGGGAGACUUUGGGGAAGGGGGGGAGGCCCUCCAGCCAGGGCUCAGCCUGAGUCCCCCCGGGGAGGGAGGCGGCGGUGGGGACCUCCUAGCCCGGGCGCAACCGUCUCCACUUAGCCUCACUCUCCCCGGCCCAUCCUCAGACUUCCCCGCGGUGCCACCCACGACGACCGAAUUCCCCGGGGCUGCGCAGCUCCCGCCCCCGACGGCAGCCCCGCAGCAAUCGCAACCGCCGCAGUCGCAAUCGCAGCCUGCCCAAGCCGAGCCUCGGCGCAAAGGGCGGCGGGGCGGCAAGUGCAGUCCUCGCUGCUUCUGUCCUCGGCCCCACGCCAAGGCCUUCGCCUGCCCCGUGGAGAGUUGUGUCCGCAGCUUUGCUCGCUCGGACGAGCUGAACCGCCACCUGCGCAUCCACACCGGCCACAAGCCCUUCCAGUGCCGAAUCUGCCUGCGCAACUUCAGCCGCAGCGACCACCUCACCACGCACGUGCGCACCCACACGGGAGAGAAGCCCUUCGCCUGCGAUGUGUGUGGCCGUCGCUUUGCGCGCAGCGACGAGAAGAAACGACACGGCAAGGUGCAUCUGAAGCAGAAGGCUCGGGCCGAGGAGAGACUCAAGGGGCUCGGCUUUUACGCGCUGGGCCUCUCCUUCGCAGCCUUGUAG